AUGGCGAUUGAAAAAGUCUUAGCCACAAUACGGGAUGAAGUGGCGGGGGGCAACAGCGCGGGCAGUGGCUCGGACGAGUUCGAGGGACUCGAUGAAGACAGCGUGGUGGAACCAAAGGGAUCAAACACAAUGAACAAGCCAGUAGCUGGCAAGAUAGUACCGGCAUUAUCGUCACCUCUUAAACGAAAAGACCUUGAGGAGGUCAAUGAUGGCGAAGCGAGAAAACGUCCAAAACAAAACAACUCUGGCGUAGCACCCAAGACAAUCUACCGGAACGACAUUGGAGGCAUGGAAGACAUCAUGGAUGAUCUCUUGGAGCUCAUCGUCAUGGCUCUAGUCCACCCAGAGGUUUACCAGCUAACGGGAAUGCCCCCGCCUCUCGGUGUGCUUUUCCACGGGCCACCUGGUUGCGGUAAAACUAUGCUGGCAAACAUUAUUGCCGAAGAGGUUGGGCGACCGUUUAUCGCUAUUUCUGCACCCUCAAUUGUAUCCGGAAUGUCUGGAGAAUCGGAAAAGAGGCUACGGGAACUUUUUGAGGAAGCUCGGGAAAAGGCCCCUUGCUUAAUGUUUAUAGAUGAGAUAGAUGCUAUAAUGCUGAAGAGAGAUAACACCGAGCGAGGGAUGGACAGAAGACUUGUUGCUCAGAUGCUGACCUGCAUGGAUGAUCUUACCUUGGAGAAGACUGGCGGGAAGCCUGUCGUGAUUAUUGGUGCAACAAACCAGCCAGAUAGCCCAGACCCAGCAUUGAGAAGGCCUGGGAGAUUUAAUAGGGAAAUUCACCUCAGCAUACCAGAUGAAGUUGGAAGAGAGAAGAUCUUGAGGGUGGUGUGUGGGAAGCUAAAGUUACCUAGUGAUUUUGACUUCAAAAGAUUGGCCAAAGAAACCCCCGGGUUUGUUGGAGGUGAUCUAAGUGCUUUGGCAGCAGGGGCCAACGCGGUAGCAAUUAGGCGAUUAUACGAAGCCCUACGAAACCCAAUCGCUGCCACUGACUCUUUGGAGGUAACAAGGGUUGCGGGAUCCGGGCUUCGGGGCUCAAUUCAACAGUUCCUCAAAGCAUACCCCGAUCCGCUUACCGAAAAGCAAAUAAAUUCGCACUUCCCAAUCAAGAAUCCCGAAAUUUUUCGUAGCGCAGGAAUUAGUUUGCCAGCUGGGGUACUCCUCUGGGGCCCUCCCGGGUGCGGUAAGACCCUGCUAGCAAAAGCCGUUGCAAAUGAAAGUAGGGCAAACUUCAUUAGCAUCCAGGGUCCAGAAUUACUUAGCAAGUAUGUGGGAGAAUCGGAACGGGCUGUGCGCCAAGUUUUCUCACGAACCCGAGCUUGUAUUCCGUGUGUUAUCUUUUUCGAUGAGUUAGAUGGUCUAGUCCCCCGCCGCAAUGACAGUCAUUCGGAAUCAACGUCUCGUGUAGUCAAUACUCUUCUCACCGAAUUGGACGGGCGCGAUAACCGCAAGGGAAUCUAUGUCAUUGGGGCAACGAACAGACCCGAUGUCAUUGAUCCAGCAAUGCUCAGACCAGGGAGAUUUGAUAAACUGUUAUUUAUAGACCUUCCCGACAAGGAUGGGAGACUAGAGAUCCUGAAAGCUGUCACCAAAAUGACACCUCUCUCCAACGACGUCGACCUACGGGCUAUUGCGGAGGAUAACAGGUGUAAGGGUUUAAGUGGGGCGGACCUGACAGCAUUGGUGAGACAGGCUACGAUCGAGAGUCUCUUACGGUGUAGGUUUACAGAUGUCGGUGGAGUUGAGGAAGGCAAAAUUACUAGCAACCUACAAGCGCUAGUUACGGCAGAGGAUUUCGAAAAGGCGUUGGGGAGGGUGAGGCGCUCAGUAUCCGAGGAUGAUAGAGAGGAAUAUCGGGAGUUCGCGGCGGCGUUUGGUUUGCAGGGGGGGAGGCGCGGCAGUGGGCGCUGCACAAAAUAUAGAUCAUUUCCCAUCCCAAUUUCAAUGUAA
Molecule: messenger RNA, 1947 nt
Organism: Tuber melanosporum (Perigord truffle)
Lineage: Eukaryota; Fungi; Ascomycota; Pezizomycetes; Pezizales; Tuberaceae
Exons: 7
Coding region: 1-1947 (648 amino acids)
Biological process (GO): ribosome biogenesis
Cellular component (GO): nucleus
Molecular function (GO): preribosome binding; ATP hydrolysis activity; ATP binding
Source: RefSeq, a predicted model, not a curated record